Pararge aegeria (speckled wood butterfly) is the source of this 1807-nucleotide messenger RNA. It is a transcript of the gene mspo, whose product is annotated as spondin-2. The transcript is spliced from 8 exons. The record is from RefSeq and is a predicted model, not a curated record. Bases 273 to 1568 code for a protein of 431 amino acids. NCBI's taxonomy places the organism in Eukaryota, Metazoa, Arthropoda, Insecta, Lepidoptera, Nymphalidae.
GCGUACGGACGUGGUUACUGUACGUUCUGUUAUCGUGUACACGUUUCGGGCGUGUUUUUACCGGGCACCUUAAUGAAAAAUUGAUGGAAAAGCGGUCCUAACGACCCCUCCUAUGCUCGCUGUGUAUAGACUGUGCUCUAAUUGAAUAUUGUGCAAGGAUAUUGAUAACAUGCCGGGUGCAAUGUGAAUGAACGACGCAAAUCGACGGCACUAUGUAUGCAAACACCUAAUGUUGGGACAGUGUAGUGAUAAUCGAUAUCGGUAUCGAUAAAAUGGUGUGGUUUGUGCUAUUGCUGCCAGUGCUCGCGGCGGCAGCGCUGCCGCCCAGUGAUUCUGACUCGUGUAACCCUGACAAGAUGACAGUUUACCGAAUGGUGUUGCAUACCUAUUGGACGCGAGAAAAGUUUCCGAAACAUUACCCGGACUGGAGGCCUCCAGCGCAGUGGUCAAGAAUUUAUGGUGUAUCCCACAGCAGGUCGAACGUUUUGUUCCGUUUGGGUAGACGGGUGUCCGCCCCCGUACGGCAGUUCGCCGAAAGCGGCCGAUCAGAUUCGCUUGGCUCGAGCCCAGGCACGCUGGAUGUAUUUGGAGCACCAGCUAUCAGUCAAGGCGCAGGCAGAACUGAAGCGGAGUUCUUCGUAGACGGAAAUCACUCUAGAGUAUCUGUAAUGGCACGUAUGAUCCCAUCUCCGGACUGGUUCAUCGGAGUAGACAGCUUUGAUCUCUGCGUCGACGGAAACUGGAUUGAUAGCAUCACUAUUGAGGUGGACCCAUUAGAUGCAGGCACGGACAACGGGUUCACAUUCACGGCGCCCAACUGGCCAACGGCUCCGCAGGGGGUAGCCUACCGCAUCACCUCUAAGUACCCCUCCCACCCCGCCGGCUCUUUCUUCUACCCCCAUCUGAGAAGGCUUCCACCAAUCGCAACUUUUCAGUUUAUCAAGCUCCGCGAAUACGAGCUCUCCGAAGUAUUUCACCGCGACAGCGACGACCGACGAUACGACGUUCUACAGAUCGACAAACUAAACCACAACAGUAUAGAUGUGCUAGACGGCAACCGAGCUCUGUCCAUCGCUGAGGAAGUAGAACGGGCAGAAGCACCAAGAAUUCACUCUGAUGGCUCUUUGACUACACCGGAUAGUGGCUAUUCUUAUUAUUCUAUAGUUCCGAGCACAAACAGCACGACAACCACGACAGAAGAACCCCGAUCAGCAAAUGAGCUGCCAACAUCUGGGCCUACAGCAAGCGAGCGAUCAGCAUUAAGAAGUCUCGCGCGCAGAUACCGAGCGAGAAGACGUCGCAAGCUGCGUGGAGACAGCACCGACCCGGCGGAGAGGAGAAAGCGGAAAAGAACGAGACUGCUGGACUGCCGUGUAUCGGAAUGGGGCGAAUGGAGCCCGUGCCGAAAUGACGGCGGCUGCGUUGGUUCUGCAUUACGUACACGAAGGAUCAUCCGUCGCCAACGCCCCGGUGGCAACCCUUGCCCCCCUACAGCACAAUCACGGUGGUGCGCAACCAACUGCACGUCACCGCCGCUGCGGGAGGACUGGCGGAAUAAUCUCACGUAAUCCCUAUUUAUUUGUAAGGCUUGUUUACACAGGACAAUGCAAUAUGACAAGACAAUAUAAUAUAUCACUGAAGAGUUGAACUCUCUCGACAUUACUUUCCUGCCACGUUUAGCCUGAGUACCUUGAAGGCGAGACUAAAUAACCGUUUUAGGCAAGCGUGCUCAAACAUAGAAGUCAAUAUUCCAUCGAGCAAGAUCGUCGUCGAGUCUUUACCGGAGGGCUUUGCUUUAGGCAGUAUA